Plasmodium gonderi is the source of this 4275-nucleotide messenger RNA. RefSeq names its product mRNA-decapping enzyme 2. Gene Ontology annotation, biological process: nuclear-transcribed mRNA catabolic process, nonsense-mediated decay; deadenylation-dependent decapping of nuclear-transcribed mRNA. The record is from RefSeq and is a predicted model, not a curated record. NCBI's taxonomy places the organism in Eukaryota, Apicomplexa, Aconoidasida, Haemosporida, Plasmodiidae. The transcript has a single exon. Gene Ontology annotation, cellular component: cytoplasm. Gene Ontology annotation, molecular function: 5'-(N(7)-methylguanosine 5'-triphospho)-[mRNA] hydrolase activity; RNA binding; manganese ion binding. Bases 1 to 4275 code for a protein of 1424 amino acids.
AUGAAUUUAAUAAAAGGUACAAAAAACAAAAUGAAGAAGAAUUUGCAGAAUAAACAUCUGAACAAUAGUACAAAAUGUAAAAAGGUUUUUAGUGCACACAGGAUUAAACAGUUAGCGAAGGAUAAAAAAUUACUGGAUGAUGCUUUAUUAGAUUGUUAUGGAAGGUUCAUAGCUUUACUUCCAGAAUUUCUACUAAAGGAUCAUGUGCAUUUAUAUUUUCAAAUUCAGGAAGCAUAUUGGUGGUAUGAUGAUAUGUGGCAAGAAAAAUAUCCUGACAAGUUGCCAAAAUUAAGUUUAAAAAUAUUUGGUUAUUUAAUAUGUGAUGAUUGUCCAAUAUUAAAAAAAUAUGUGCCACCAUCAGCCCAUGAGAAGUUUUCUCUAAAUUGGAGAAGAUAUUGUAGAACUAUACCUUUAAGAGGUGCAAUUCUUUUAAAUCAUAAUUUAAAAAAAUGUUUAUUAGUGAAAGGAUGGAGUACAGAUAGCUGGUCCUUUCCAAAAGGGAAGGUUGAUGAACUGGAAGAAGAUUCCGUUUGUGCAUGCAGAGAAAUUUAUGAAGAAAUAGGAAUUGACAUAUUUCCAUACAUAGAUGAACAGGUUUAUAUUGAAACUCAUAUAGAAGAUCAGCCAAUAAAAUUGUUCAUAAUUCCAGGUGUAAAAGAAGAAACAAAUUUUCAACCUAAAACAAGAAAAGAAAUUGGUGCCAUUCGAUGGUUUGAAAUAGAAAAACUUUUAGAGUAUAUAAAUUCAAAAAAUAAAAAAAGUAUCCUCUUUGAAAAUAAAAAGGAACGUAUAAAUGAGUGGUUUGUUGGUCCAUUUAUUCCGAAUUUAAUCAAAUGGAUAGAAAUUUUAAGGAAAUCUGUACAUGCAAAGAAGCUAAAGGAAGGAAAUUCCUACCUAUCAGGAGGUAUACAAGCAUAUAAAUAUCAAAUUAGUGGAGUUGAAGAAGAUAUUAUUAAAAAACUUCAGAUCGUUAACUUGAAUUCGAAAGAAAUAAUAAACAUAGGUUUAUUCAAGAGUGAUGAUGAUUUAGAAGAAUGUUAUGAUGAGAAUGAAAAGUUGCUUAUCGAAAUGAACGAAGAAAUUUGCAUACAGGAGGAAGAAGAUUUAAGAUCGAAUUCAAAUUAUGACAGUGUUAUGGAUUCCCCAAUUGAAGAAAAAAAUAGGGUAGCAUUUACAAAAAAUAGAGUUCGUAAGGAUAGUAAUCCCAUUCCAAAUAAUGGUGAUAAUAAGAUGAUAAAUAAUAUAAAUAUUGGACCAAAUGUGGAACACUGCAACGCAUAUAAACAUAUGAAACAACAAAUGGUUGCUAAGAAAGUUGAAGAAAAUAAAAAAACAGAUAUGCCAUUGCAUUGUAGCACAGAUUGCAAAGAUUUUCGGAAAAAUAUGAUGAAUUCUCUUUUGAAGGAAAGUGCUUAUGCUGCAGAAAAUACAUAUAAUAAGAUAGGGAUUGAAUCCAUUGGGAAUAAAAAGGUAUAUGAACAUGUAGACGAUUCAAUUGUGCCAUUGAGGAGAACAGAUAUAUUAAGAAGUAGUUUUGUGCUUUCCCCUGAGCCAGCUAAUUUAAACGAAGUUCUAGGUGAAAAUAUUUAUAGUGCAGAUGUAGAAAAGAAUUGCAACAGAAAUUCGCUUAGAAGUACGUAUAAUAAAACGAUUAGAAUCAACAGUAGUAAUUCGAAAAAUAUGAAAAAUGAAACGCACAAAAUUAUUAGUUGUGGAAAUGAUUCAUACCAUCAGGAUGAAUAUGAAGAAGCAGAGAAAUACUGCUCUUCCAUCAUAAAAGAUGUAAAUAGUGGUGCAGGAAAAAUUCUCCCGAAACAGAUAAACCUAAUGGUUAAUAACCAGAAUAAAAAAAUCAGUAUUAGUAGCAGUGGUAGUAGUAACAAUAAAGUAGUAUACCAUGGAAAAAAUAACAAUGUAUACAAUAAAACAUAUAAUGGUUAUAAUAGUUAUAGGAAUUAUUAUGUUGAAUUUGAUGAGUCAGGAACAAAGGGUCACAGAUACGGUUUUAACAAAAUGCGAAUGGGAGGACAUUUAUCAGCUCUUCGAUUGAAAGAAGUAGGCUUGAGAAGUUUUGAUGAUCAAGAUAUGGAUAGAAGAAAAAAUUUUCAUUUACAAGUAUAUGGCAGUAAAGGUAAAUGGAAUAAUGAUAAGAAGGAAAUACAAAAUAAGCAUAAAAAAAGAAAUAUGAAAAACUCUCACCAUUCAUUAGAUGAUUCCUCUGUGCAUUAUAUACCAACGAAGAAUAAAAAAUUAGAUGCAUGCAAUGAUAAAACUUUUGGCCAGAAUCAUACCAAUGGAUGGAGUGCUGAGGAUAUGUUCAAGUUGAAUGAAGAAAAAUUCGGUAUUCAGUCAACAUAUAAUAUAGAGGAAUAUACAACUCCGUUGUUGUAUAAUGAAGAGAAAACAAAUAAAUAUAUGAAGAACACAUUGGUUAAAAAUACGUUUAGUCCGUAUCUUAUAGGAAAUAAUAAUAACAAAGGAAGUGAUUACACUAUUAAAAUUAGUGGAGUUUCUGAAAAAACAAACAUCGAUGAGGGUAUAAUCUGUGGUAAAAGUAGUAUCAAUAAUAAUGACAGAAAUGAGAAAAAAAUUUUCAUGCAAUCGAAGAAGGAAAAUUAUGAACAAAAUGAGAAGCUAAACAUGAAGAUGAACAUGGAUAUCCCAACAAACAGUAAUACACUAUUAAUGAAUGGUAAAAAUUUGAAGGAUAUAUUAGAUAAUACAAAGAAAAGUAUUAGCAGUGUUAGUAGUAAUAGGAGCAGUAGUAGUAGAGGAGGAGGAGGAGGAAAUAGUUUUUUCGAAAAUGGUUUAGUCAAGAACACUGAUACAACAGGUGUGAACUAUAUAAAGGGAUAUAAUAUCCAUUGUGAACCCAAUAGAGAUACAAUUUCAAAAGGAGGCAGAAAAAUGGACAAUUUUGUUGGUCCUAGCCAUGUUAACAAUUUAAAUCGUAUCAAUUGUAUAAAUGAUACAACAAAUAAGCUAAUUAGUAGAAGUAAAAAUUCUAACAUGAACUUCAUCCCUGAUGUUAUCCACACGGAAGAAAGAGACGAAAAGACUAAUACAUUAAGCAAAAGCAUAGCAGGAGUAGAUGCAAAAACAAGUGAUCAUCUAAAGAGUUAUAAGAUGAAGGAUGGUAGUAGUAGCAGUAGUAGUGCCACGCAGAAUAGACUAAAUGACGGUUCCUGUUUAGGAACAACAAAUAACAUUAAGCCUUGGGAUGAGAAUCUAAGCAUGGGGAAUGUGAACGAAAAAGAAAUUGAAAAUUGCUUCGAUUUGCACAAAAACGAAUUUGUGUACAACCAAAUGAGGAGUAAACAGGGAUAUGAAAAUAAUGUCAAGGAGAGCAGUAGCAAUGUUAAUAUUUUGAAUGAAUAUUUAAAAAGUCCAGAUUAUAAAGAUCCGAAGAUGAAAAUUAUUUUGGAUGAUGUGAAUUAUAAAAAUAGCAGUACUUCUUAUGAUAUGGGUUAUAUAAAUACUAUAAAGGAAAAUAACUCAACUAGUAAAUUGAACAAAUCGAAAUAUGGAAAUAAUACAAAUGUGAACACAAAAUAUAAUGAAAUGUAUGAAAGUGACAUUGAGUAUAGAAAUACACUGAACACUAGUUAUAAGGAAAUCGCAAAUGUGAAAAAUAUAUUAACAAAAACUUAUAUAAGGAUGAAUAAAGAAACGAGUGAAAAAAGGGAAUAUAAUGACUUAGAUUAUAAAAAAACGGAUCAUUAUGAAAACAAUCAAAAUGGAAAUAUUAGUGCGAAUAUAACUGACAAAAUUAGUAAUAAUAAUAAUAGUAAUAGUAAUAGUAAUAGUACCAAUGAACCAGGAAAAUAUUUGUUAAAUUUAAUUAAGGGAACUGGUAAAUUAGAAAUGGCAACAACUAUUCCAAAUUCGAUGAAGAAUAAUCAGAAUAAAAUCAACUGGACAAAUGCUGUUUCAGAAAACAAUGUUAAAGCGUUAAGUGAAAAGGAAAUAUUGUCCAAAUUCUACAAUAAUGAGAUUAAUAAUAAUAUUUUUAUGAAUAAUAUUAACACAUCACAAUCCUCAUUGAAGUGUAAAAAAAAUUCCUUUAAUAAUGAUGAAAAGUACGAUAUCUACAAAAAUGUUAUAUCAAAGGAAAAUAUAAAAAUUGAGAAUAAUAGAAACAGGAGGAGAAAUGUUGAAAAUUUUAUUUAUGAUGGAUCUAAUAGGAGCAAUCUAUUGGAGGAGAAAAAUUUUAACGAAAUGGAGAUGAUGGAAAAAUUAUCGAAACAUCUGAAUAGUUACAACCCAUUCGAGUGA